Peromyscus maniculatus bairdii (prairie deer mouse) is the source of this 1462-nucleotide messenger RNA. The record is from RefSeq and is a predicted model, not a curated record. Lineage: Eukaryota; Metazoa; Chordata; Mammalia; Rodentia; Cricetidae.
GCCCCCAGCAUGUCGGCGGCGGCCCCCGCUGCAGAGGGAGAGGACGCCCGGGCGCAGCCCGCGUCCGAGAAGGAGCCCGAAAUGCCGGGCGCCAGGGACGAGAGUGAGGAGGACGAGGAGGAAGAAGAGGACGACGACGAGGACGAGGAGGAAGAGAAAGAAAAGAGCCUCAUUGUGGAAGGCAAGAGAGAAAAGAAGAAAGUAGAGAGAUUGACAAUGCAAGUGUCUUCCUUACAAAGAGAGCCAUUUACAAUUGAACAAGGGAAGGGUCAGAAACUAUGUGAAAUUGAAAGGAUACAUUUCUUUCUGAGUAAGAAAAAAACAGAUGAACUUAGAAAUCUACACAAACUGCUUUACAACAGACCAGGCACAGUAAGACGUUUGAAAACAUCUUUACUAUGUUUUUUGAUACUUAAUACAUUUAAGAUGCUUUAUUAUAGAGCCAUAAUUUUAAAACUGUCACCUUGUUUUUUCCCUGCUUUCUGUUUCAGGUUUAGGAAUGCGAUGCUAAAGAGCAUCUGUGAGGUUCUCGAUUUAGAGAGAUCAGGCGUGAACAGCAAACUAGUGAAGAGGAUCUUGAAUUUCUUGAUGCAUCCAAAGCCUUCCGGCAAACCAUUGCCAAAACCCAAAAAAUCCUCAAGCAAAGGUGGUAAAAAGGAACGGAACAGUUCUGGAACAACAAGGAAGUCAAAGCAAACCAAAUGUCCUGAAAUUCUGUCAGAUGAAUCUAGUAGUGAUGAAGAUGAGAAGAAAAAUAAGGAAGAGUCUUCAGAAGAUGAAGAGAAAGAAAGUGAAGAGGAGCAACCACCAAAAAAGACAUCUAAAAAAGAAAAAGCAAAACAGAAAGCUGCUGCUAAAAGUAAAAAGUCUGUAAAAAGUGCUAAUGUUAAGAAGGCAGAUAGCAGCACCACCAAGAAGAAUCAAAACAGUUCCAAAAAAGAGUCUGAAUCUGAAGAUAGUUCUGAUGAUGAACCAUUAAUUAAAAAAUUGAAAAAACCACCUACAGAUGAAGAGUUAAAGGAAACAGUGAAGAAAUUACUGGCUGAUGCUAACUUGGAGGAAGUCACAAUGAAGCAGAUUUGCAAAGAGGUAUAUGAAAAUUAUCCUGCUUAUGAUUUAACUGAGAGGAAAGAUUUCAUUAAAACAACUGUAAAAGAGCUAAUCUCUUAAGCUAGAGGACAGAUGGCUUGUUCUAAGAUUUGAAGAUACGAUUUAUACCAGCAAAGAGAAUGUAUUUUCUUUUUUAAGUCUAUUGUUGGUAGAACUCGCUGCUGACCCUUUUGAGUGUUACAUAUAUUUGAGCUUGCUGUUUUAAAUUGCGUUUCCUUGCAGUUUUCAGUUUAAAGUCUUGCAUGGCAGUAAAUGUUCCUUGCUUUUUAUAGUUGUACGUUUUGGAUUUCUUUAUUGUAAGGUCAUAGAUUUCUGGACUGGACGAAUUUUAGUGCACUUAAUGUUAGCUUAA